Molecule: messenger RNA, 3381 nt
Organism: Cryptomeria japonica (Japanese cedar)
Lineage: Eukaryota; Viridiplantae; Streptophyta; Pinopsida; Cupressales; Cupressaceae
Product: plastidial pyruvate kinase 4, chloroplastic
Exons: 5
Coding region: 361-2790 (809 amino acids)
Biological process (GO): glycolytic process
Cellular component (GO): cytoplasm
Molecular function (GO): magnesium ion binding; pyruvate kinase activity; potassium ion binding
Source: RefSeq, a predicted model, not a curated record
UUUUCCCUGAAAGUACAAACACGAGGCCGCCACGCUCCGCCUCAACUUUUGAUUUGUAUUUUUUUUGGCUACCUCCGGUGGACAGAGAAAUUUGAAGGGCGCAUUUGACAGCUAUACCGUCCACGUAUAUAACAAAUUUGUCGUAAACUCCAUGGCUUAUAACAAAUAUUCUCUUUUAGUGGCUGGGAUUGGGUUUUGCUGGCGAGGUGGUCAAAUGCUGGAUUCAGGGCCAGGCAAGAUAUAAUGGGUGAUAGUUUAACAAAGAUCGAAUAAAUUGCGAAGGUCAGGUUGGAUGCGGACGAAAUCAAGUUAAACUGCGGUCUGCUUUUUUGAUAAGGUGAAAUUUCUGUUCUUGGUUUGAUGAUGGCAAUGCAAAUAUUUCCCACACCUAAGCCUUUACCACUAUGCUCGUUCAUUAGUAACUGUGAAAAUUCAUCUAAUGGAAUCAAGAGAGGAAUAUUUCCAGAUUUUGCUGUCAGGGUAAAAAGUGAAUUUUUUGUGAGCCAAAAUCAUAGGGUCACUCCUUCAAAUGAGAUUCCAAAAAGGUGCAUAAUCAAAGCUCUGCAGGAUUCAAACAAGAAACCAGAUUCUGAUUUUUUCAUCUCUGGAGAUGAAAAUGAUGAUUUUUCAGAGGCAAAUAACACAAAAUUGAAGAAAAAGAAGAAGGGCAAGCAUCGCCCUUUUAUGGAAUCAUAUGGAAGCAUCUCCAUGCCAUCAGAUGUUGAUAAUGAAACAAAUGUGUCAGAUUUGGAAUUCUCUGACACACAUGUUACUUUGGAAGAGGAAGAUGCAAAUGAUACAGUACCAGACUUAUCUUCAGAGGAACUUAUUAAGGAUCCUAAGCAUCUUCUGGUCCAAGUUCUCGAUAAGUUAGAGGCUGUACGAUUACAUGCAUUGGCCUUGGAGCAGUGGAAUGCUGUGCGCCUAAAAGAAUGUGACAGGUUUUAUCAUAUCAGUGCAACAAAUCUCAUACAGUAUGCAGCUUUGCGGUCAAUGGAUGUUCAGCAACUUCAAGAAGCUCUCUCCAUAAUUGGCUUGUCAAAUCUAGAGGGGAUAAAUGCACACAUCAUGGCAAGUCUAACGUCAAUUAUCCAGAUCUUGCAGAAUCUUACCCAUGUAUCUUCCAAAACCAAGAGGGAAAUAAGCUUUGACAAUGAGGUCCAGUCUCCUACUAUUGAGGUUUCAAAUAAAAACAAUCCUACAAGCAACCUGCAAAGUUCAGUUCUAAAUUCUAAUAGACAAUAUGGAGAAAUUGCAUAUCUUGCAAUGAAAAGUCAUGCAUGCCAUAAUGCAGAACUACUUCUUGGAUCAUCUGUUGAGGGAAGGAAGACUCGUAUUAUGGUCACAGUUGGUAGUGAAUCUGCAGACGAUGAAAAACUUAUUUACAAUCUAAUUAAAUCUGGAGUAAAUGUAAUUCGAAUAAAUUGUGCACAUGAUAAUCCAGAUAUAUGGAGGCAUAUAAUUAAACGUGUAAGAGAUUGUUCUCAGAUGCUAGAAAAACCAUGUAGGGUUCUGAUGGAUCUAGCAGGGCCAAAGCUAAGAACCGGUCCUUUCAAGCCUGGUCCAAAUAUCAAGAAGAUUAAACCAAUGAAAGAUGCCAAAGGAGCUGUUCUUACUCCAGCAUUAGUUUGGAUUUCUCCUUCUGGAGUGGCUCCUCCAAUCCAUAGAUCUCCUGAUGCUGUGCUGCCAUUGAACGAUAAGAACUGGAUCAGAAACCUAGAGGUUGGUGAUGUGCUAAAUUUUUCAGAUGCCAGAGGCAAAAAACGGUGCCUGAAGAUUUCUGAGAAGUUCCCCACAUCAUCUGAAGUUGGUUGUUGGGCUGAAUGCUAUGAGACGAGCUAUGUGGAAUCAGGCACAGAGUUACGUAUUAAAGGAAAGAAAGGGAAAAUUGGCAGUGGAAAAGUAGCUGAACUUCCCAACGUUGACAAUUAUGUUCAAGUUAAAGCGGGUGAUUUGCUUGUUAUAAUAAGAGAACCAUGCUUAGCUCCAUCCAAAAUAUCAAAUGAUGAUCUAGUGUGCCCUCAGAAGGUAACUUGCUCUCUGGGUUUACUCUUUGAUUCAGUCCAGCCUGGUGAACCAAUUGAGUUUGAUGAUGGGAAGAUUCGAGGUGUUAUUCGAGGUGUUAAAAUAUCCGAAAUUUGUGUGGAAAUUACACAUACAGGUGAAAAGGUAUCAAAGCUAGGUCCUGAAAAAUCUAUUAAUGUACCAAAAAGCAACUUGCGUUUUGGAGGACUUACUGUUAAGGAUUUACUAGAUCUAGAUUUUAUUGCUGCAAAUGCAGACAUGGUUGGUGUCUCUUUUGUCAAUGAUGUCAAUGAUGUCAGAAUGCUUCAACAAGAGCUCAACAAGAGGAAUCUCAAAAAAUUAGGAAUUGUUUUGAAGAUUGAGACCCAUGGAGGCUUUGAAAGACUUCCACUUCUAUUAUUGCAGGCAAUGCAGUCUCCAAAUCCACUAGGUGUGAUGAUUGCAAGGGGAGAUCUGGCUGUUGAGUGUGGAUGGGAGAGAUUGGCAGAGCUGCAGGAAGAAAUUUUGUCAAUUUGUGAAGCUGCCCAUAUACCAGCAAUUUGGGCAACCCAGGUAUUGGAAAGCCUUGCUAAGUCAGGACUACCGACAAGAGCAGAAAUUACAGAUGCUGCUGUAGGUGGCAGGGCUGAUUGUGUUAUGUUGAACAAAGGGAAGCAUAUUGUAAAAGCAGUUUCAACCUUGGAUUCUAUAUUGAGAAACACUUGUAAUCAGCAACCUCGUAUGAAAGCUGUUUUGAAACCGCUCUUACUUUCUAGCCUUUUCUGAAACAUGGAAAUAACCAUAGCUUCUGUAUUGUGGUGGUCUCUUGCUGUACAGUAUAUUGUCACAAAUCCUUUGUAUUUUCAUCUAGGCAGAAGCAGUUUUGGAUAGUUCUUAUGCUAGAAUGUAUAAUAUUUAAGGGAUACAAAGAAUUGGAUCAAAGUAGAAUCAAAUACAAUGAGAGAAACUGCAAGACUGAAGUUAGUGAAAAGCAUCUGGUUGCAAUUUACCUCUGUACAAAACCAUCCUUUUUGGGCCUUGAGUUUGCUUAAGCCCUUAAAAUGUAUAUUUCUUUAAGCAAAAGAGAGUAUAUUAGCAAAUAUCGAUUCUAUGGGAAUUGAAUGCAAACAGAUUUUUAUAGAAAGAAUUUAGAAAGAACCCCAGUUUUGGGGACCUUUGAUUGAAGCUCUAAUGACCAAUUUUUUGCUGUGAUUUUCCAACGGUUAAUACCAUGAACCAAAUCAUGCAUACCGUUGACCUAUUUGAGGGGUUAUGUUUGCACCCAGUGGCGGAACCAACCUCUUAGAAAGAAAAUAGAAAAUCAUUUAAGGCCACCAGGCUAUCAUAAACAUCUGUUAAAAGUUUUUGGUUUUCAUC